UGAAAUACAAAAAUGGGUAAUAACUCAUGUUGAUACUCGCAAGAAGCAACCGAGGAGCCUACCGUAAGCCAUUUCGGAGGGUUUGAUCGUACUCUAGCCAUACGUUCUUCAGCUAAACAUAGAAUUCAAGAUCCCUUUGAGACGUCUGAAAUCUUGGGCUUGUCAAGAUUUCAGGUCGGUAAAUCUGAAAGAUCUAGUUUGAAUAAAGACAAUCCAGAAGAAAGUUGAGAAGUCAUCAUUCUUAGUGAACAAUCUGAAGUUGAAGAGAGCAGUGCGAAAGCAGAUCAUAGUGCAAAUGAGUCUUGUAUAACUAUCUUGCUUGAUGACAGUAGCAAGGAGGAGAGUGAACAGGGUCAGGAGAAUUAAUAUUUCAGAGCCUCAUUCAUGAGAGCUGUAUACCCGGUCAUGUAUCACUCUAUUAAUUA
Molecule: messenger RNA, 425 nt
Organism: Moneuplotes crassus
Lineage: Eukaryota; Ciliophora; Spirotrichea; Euplotida; Euplotidae
Source: the annotation of a GenBank genome assembly